This is a messenger RNA of Leptopilina heterotoma, 2532 nucleotides long. RefSeq lists its product as uncharacterized. Bases 906 to 2168 code for a protein of 420 amino acids. NCBI's taxonomy places the organism in Eukaryota, Metazoa, Arthropoda, Insecta, Hymenoptera, Figitidae. The transcript has 2 exons. The record is from RefSeq and is a predicted model, not a curated record.
GUAGCAGAGUGGUGAGCGCGCGUAGUGGGGGAACCACUUGGUGGGGAGAGAGCCCUACGAGGGUAGCUGGUCUAGGGUAGAGAGCUCAUUCAGCUCAUAGCAGUGGAGUUAGCAGUCCACCAUGGAAACAAGCUGCUGGUGCUACCACGGCCGGAGUAUAACUUGCAGAAUGAAGGUAACGAGGUGCUAUUUCCGAUGACUUCACCAAGGCCACUUCCAUCACCAGAGCCCAGGGUGAAGAUGACCAAGGCCAGGACGCAUUCUCUUGAGCCCAGGGUGAAGACGACACUACCGCUAUCCCGGGCGUAUUAUAGUUAAUAUUCAUAAUAAUAUUAAUUAAUAAAGUAUGUAUUUAUUCUGCGCAUGCGCGAAUUGGUGGGGAAAAUUUAAGAGUGGGAUGCGUGAUAGGUUGGAGUGGGGUAAAUGGUCUAGUGCGCAUGCGUGAAAGGUUGGAGUGGGGGUAAAUGGUCUAGUGCGCAUGCGUGAAAGGUAGGAGUGGGGAUUUCGGGGUAUAUAUUCAGGGAUUUUGGUGAGUUUAGUCAGUAGCUGUUCUGUUCACAGGUUCAGCGGUUCCAACAGCAGCAGCAGCAGAUUCCCAUUGCCACUACUAACUGUCUUUUUUGUUAUAUUUACUGUCUUUUUUGUUACAUUUAUUGUUAUAUUUACCGUCUUUUUUGUUAUUUAUAUUUACUGUGUUCUGUGUUUAUUGCAUUUACUUUGUAUUGAUUUUUAGGUUAAGUUCUUUAGUUUGUAAGUUCGUUUUGUUUAGUAUAAGUAUUUUAGUUUGUAAGUGUGUUCUUUUGUUAGUUUGUAAGUUCGUUCUUUUGUUAGCUUGUAAGUGUGUUCUGUUUAGUUUGUAAGUGUGUUAGCUUGUAAGUGUGUUUCUUUUGAUUUCAGGUGCAGAGAUGAAGCGGAAGGCGACGACCACCGAUGGACCACCACGUAAGUAUCCGAAUUACGGUACUAUUCUCGACGAGAGUGACAUCACUGUCACCCUCAUUAAAGAAGCCCUUGAGUUGAUACCUUAUUUAAGUAACGUAAAUGAGAGACGCUCUUUUAUCGAACGAUGGGUUGUAGAAUGCUCACAACAUGAAAACGUGUUAUCAAGCAUUCUUAAAUCGAUGUACUUUACACAUCAAAAGCAAAGAUGUGUAAGCAUUCUACAAUCCAUCAUAAGGUUUCGCGCAUUGUUUGAAUCCCACGUAAUAGAUGGCGCUGGAAUCGGUGACCCAGACAUUAAGAAACGUGUUCGCUGGGCAGAGUGUGAGAGUGCUUUCGCGUGUAGACUGUACACUAAUAUGGUCUUGAACCUAGUACACGUCGAUGUAAGCUCGUUUUUAAACGAUGCGUCCAUACUGUUUCAGGACCACAUUAGAGGUGCCUUAAAUAAAAAUGGACCUAUUGUAGUGUAUGGUGUUCUCAUCGCCAAUUUUAAGAGGGUUGAGAAUGAUGUGGAGGUUGUUAAGCCUAUUCCUUUUGGAACCAAGGCCAACAGCAUCUUUCCCACAACCCUUUUAGACGAUUGGUUUGAUGAGAACAUCAAACAUCCGAUUUUGCACAGCGUCGAAGAGUUCUAUGCAAAGGGUUCAAAUUGGAACCUUCAAUCAAUCAUAAGAUUAGAAAUAAAUGUAAAUAAAUAUAAUCCAAUGCGUGCAAGCUCUUACAUUGAUUUACCGAUAAAAAUAAAAAAUAAACAUGCAUGUAUUAACGUGCAAAAUAAUGACAAUGAAUGUUUUAAGUGGGCGGUAUUGUCAGCCUUACACCCAAAUGUCUCCGAUCCUAAACGUGUGUCUAGUUUUAAAGAAUUUAAAGAUGAAUUGAACUUUGAGGGAAUUGAAUUCCCAGUGACGCUUAAAAAUAUCCCGAAAUUUGAAAAGCUUAAUGAUGUUUCGAUUAAUGUGUACGGUCUAUCAAAGAGCUAUGGUAACUUUACGGUACACCCUCUCCAUCUCACUGCGGAAAAAAGAGAUAAGCAUGUAAAUCUCUUGUAUGUUGCCGACAUGUAUGCGGAUGAAAAUAAUGAUGAUAAUACUGUAUUGUAUGACAACGAUGAUUUUAUGAACUUCCAUUAUGUAUGGAUUAAAGAUCUGUCACGCCUUGUGUCUACACAGUUGUCUAAAAAGAAAUGUAAAAAACAUAUCUGUGACCGCUGUUUACACUACUUUUAAUCUGUAGAUAGAUUGAAUGCACACAUCGAAAAUUGUAAAAAAAUGAAUGAGUGUAAAAUUAAAUUACCGACGCCUGACAAGAGUCUGAUCACAUUUAAAAAUUAUAAGAAUAAAGAGAAAGUACCGUAUGUAAUUUACGCCGACUGCGAAAGUCUACUUCUUCCCGCCGAUGAAGAUGUAGACAAUUUAAGUAAAACUGAAGUAUUCCAGCGCCACAAAUUGUUAAGCAUCGGCUAUUAUAUAAAAUGUAGUUAUGACGAAACAUUAUGUAAAUAUGUACCAUGUCCGAAAAAUGAAUCUGAUCCUGCUAAAUGGUUUACUGAGGAAUUAAGGCAAUUAUCUGAAAAAAUUGAUAAUGUACAGU